AUGACUUCACCCAUCGGUGCCCUGCGCCGACCACUCCAAUCUGCCCUGAAGAAUAUCCCGUCACGGCUCCAGCUCCGGACCCCACAUGCAAGCUUCGGCUCUCUCCGCACACUACCGAGACGCGCGAGUCAUCCUCGGAUGGUAGCCAUCUUCUCCUCGGCCUUCUCAACACGCACGACAUAUUCAAAACACACUGAAGAUCAACGAAAGUCAGAUCCCAACUACUGGCCGUCAAAGCCAUGGGGAACACCCCUGGCCAUGAGUUUCGAGUCACUUGGCAUCCGCAAGAACACUCAGAUGUUUAUCAUGCUCAUCUUGGUAACCGGUGCUAUAUUAGAGGCUUUGCUCUGGGGUGAGAAGGCCUGGCUGUGGUGGAAAGGAGAGGAAGGAGAUCGUCUUGAGUAA
Molecule: messenger RNA, 405 nt
Organism: Penicillium manginii
Lineage: Eukaryota; Fungi; Ascomycota; Eurotiomycetes; Eurotiales; Aspergillaceae
Exons: 1
Coding region: 1-405 (134 amino acids)
Source: RefSeq, a predicted model, not a curated record